CUGUACAUAACAAAAGGUAUUCCAACUGCUCUUCAGCUCCUUUAAAGAGAUGGGAAUAAUAGAUAGCAUUAAGGAAACGCUGUCCAAGGCGGUGUUUUCUCCUUUGACUCUGUUAUCCUUUCGAGGCGGACUACACAUGGCUCAGAUCAUUCUGUCUCUUGUCGCCUUUCUACUGUCUGUCUUCAGAGGAAACAGCACCCACUCCUACUGGGGAUAUGCUAUGUUCACCUGGGCCUUCUGCCCCAUCAUGACCCUCAUCAUCACCAUUAUUGAGAUGUUCAAGCUCGACAUCAUACUCAAUAUUUGCAUGGACUGGUCGGACUUCACCACAGGGAUGGCCAUGUCCUCUACACUUAUGACCGUCUCUGUCGCCAUCACGUAUGUGAACUUCUACGCCUGCCUGACGUGCUUUUACAGCCUGAUAGUGUGUCUUUUCGCAAUCUUGGCUGCCGUUAUGUACACACUCGAAGUGGUGAAAGACAAAAUAUUAGACAAGAAGAAAGGAAGCUACCUGGCCGCUCUGCCUGGAUUCUUUAAGGUUUUGGAGGCGUUUGUGAGCUGCAUGAUUUUUGUCUCAUUGACCGGUUUCAGAGACAAACCGGCGCUGAUCAUAUGUGUCAUCGCCUACAUCAUUCCUUUCCCCAUCCUCCCUCUCAUCAUAGCCACCAACAUCCUGAAGAAGCUGAAGACGUGUUUGCCCUUUAACCUGAACAGAUUUGUGUUUAUAUUCCUGGUGAUUUCCGUUGUGCUAUAUAUUUUUACUGCUAUUGUGUGGCCUAUUUUUAUGUUUAGGAAUAACCCUCGACCCAGUGACUGCCCGCCCAGCUACUGUAUCUGGGCCAUACAGUUCAUGGUUGCCUUUUUUACCUAUGUCAAUCUUAUUUUGUUUUCAAUCGAUCUUGUUUUCACCCUGCUUGGUAUACAUGGCUUUAACCGCACAUAGUGGUGACAUUCCUAUCACAACAUGGCCUAUACAGACAGAAAAACUGUAUGGUAAAUACAACAUGUUCCCAUAGCAUUAAAAUAAUACAUUGUGUAUAUUCCUUGUCAGCCCUAAAGGGAGUUUCAUUUGCCGCUGUCUUUUUUAAUCAUCCCCUUUUUAGCUGCUUGGAAAUGUACGUGUUAUGGCCCUGCCAAUUAUGUUUGCAAGUGUUGAAUUAUGUCUGUUUGAAAGUGAGAUUACACAUGAAUUAACAUACCCGUGUUUCCUGGGAUCUGUCAGUUACAAAAAAAGAGCAAGAAAAACUAAAAUGGGAAUAAAGUAACGCUUUGAUAAAAAUGUGUUACCCUAUUUCUGUGAUCUGGUUUUGUCACUAAGACAUAUUUUUGGGGACUGAGAUAAAAACACUGA
Molecule: messenger RNA, 1351 nt
Organism: Eleginops maclovinus (Patagonian blennie)
Lineage: Eukaryota; Metazoa; Chordata; Actinopteri; Perciformes; Eleginopidae
Product: myeloid-associated differentiation marker-like protein 2
Cellular component (GO): membrane
Source: RefSeq, a predicted model, not a curated record